CGGGCCAGCCUCAAUAAUCUCGUCAAUUUCACCAAAUGAAUAUUACCGUGCCCCGAUUCCUGACGAGAAGAGAAAAGAAAUACAAAUUGUUAUUAUACGUUCUGAAAUUACGCUCGAGAUUGUUCAUCGUUGAUGGAAAUAAACCGUGAUUCGUAUCGAUUGUACGCAUUCAUCGUGGAGAUAUGUCGCUCGAAGCGUCGUUGAAACGUAUCCCCUCCCGUGUUUUCAAAGGCAAGGACACGGACACGAGGAAUAUGCUGUACAAUUUAAUAAUACAUCGACCUUUGCUAAACGAACUUCAUUCACGUCUUCGCUUUCGGAUAUUGCACAACUCGUAUCUCGUUUUCCUUACAUUUCUCGUUAGAGCAUCGACGUUUCAUUGGAUUUGAAAGUUGGAUUGGUGAAACUGUUUCGAGCGAGCAGCACAAGACUCCGCGUAUACAUCGUACAACAAUGUGCGACGAUUUAGAGGUUAGAAACAAUACGUAAAUAACUUGGAUAAAAAGUAACCGACUUCUUUUAAUCUCUCGUAUCUCGUUUUCAUUACAUUUCUCGUUGGAGCAUCGACGUUUCAUUGGAUUUGAAAGCUGGAUUGGUGAAACUAUUUCGAGCGAGCAGCACAAGAUUCUGCGUAUAUAUCGUAUAACAAUGUGCGACGGUUUGGAGAGGCUUAAGCUUCCAUUUCAAAUCUAGAGAUUUUUACCACGAAUCUCGUAGUAGCGAAGGGGCGCGAAAAAAGUCGAUGUCGAGAGUAAGGAAAAACGACAGUAUUUAUAAUCUUCGUUCUUCGAUGCAAUUUAAAGAGGAAGGCCGAGAGACUCAUUACUUUACAGCGGAACCUUAUCACCCAUGAUUGAGGUCGGUGACGAUGAUAACUUAGCAAUUUCCCACUGAGGUCGUGGUGUACCAUUCCCUCCCCCCUAAUCAGAUUUCUACAAAAUUUCGAGUACGUGGAAUUGUGAGGCAAAUGGAACGGUUUAGGAGGGGGCCGGAGGGUUCCGUUCCCUUUAAAUUGCCUCUUGCAUUGAAUUUUUCGAACUCUCCCCGAAGCGGCCAACUUUUCCCCGUUUCAACGAUUAUUGUCGUACAAAUAAUCUUCUCAGAGAAGAAUUUUCUAUCAUAACUGAUAACUCAAAAUAAUUCUGAUAAUCCUUGAAGAAGACCGAUAACUCUGUUAUAUCUUUGAUAUAACAUCAAAGAAUCGAUUUAAUUCAUAUUGAAUUCGAUUGAUCUCCAACAACGUGUGACGAAGGAUUAUCUUCUAAGAAGUAUCUAUAUAAUUCUACUGUUUCUUUACUCGUUAAGCUGACGAGUGCAAUGUAUUUGAUACCGGUCGGCCUGGUCUGUUUUCCAGUGGUGCCAGGUGCGAUGGCCGAACGGCGUAACGACGUAACGACGGGUGCCGCAUUGCCGAUGUCGUGCCUGCCGUAACUACCGUAAACGGGGUACGUGUACCCUCGUGUACCCACGCCAACCUUUGACUCUCUCUAGAGGUGGACGACUUAUCGACCUGGGUGCUGCUAGCCAGGCCUACCACCAGUCAGGCCUUUGUCUCAUUGAGAAAUAAUAAUAUCAACGCUAGGGAAAAAAUUCAACUUGUUCGUAAUCUUUAGAUAUUUUUAAUUCUUAAUUUUUUUUUUUUUGUUUCGAUUAAAAUUCGGUCGAAUCGCACGAAAAUUCGAUGACAAAUAUCGAAUAGCAAAGAAGUAACAUCAUCGUUUAAUAAUAAAAAUUUGAGCUACCUUUCACUGCACCAACUUCCCUACUAUAUGAUUCCGUAGAUGCGCUAUUAUAAAAUUGCAACGAAAAAUAAAAAUCUGAAGCGAUAAAUUUUCAUUUUAAACUUUGAACGAAUAUAAUUUAUUUAUAAGUUAAGUCAAUUAGAAUUUCAUCUCGAAAUUGUUGUUCAUUAAAACGUAUAAUUAAUUAUGCAUAGAAAAGUUUUCCUUUCCGCAAUUUCCAACUGUUGGUGGGAGUUUAGAUGAAGAUGUGGGGAUUAAGCGGUACGAAGUCUCUGACCCACUGACAUUCUCUUUAGUUACUUGGUAGACACAAACGUCGAUAAUUUGUGACUUUCAAGACUUUCAAUGUCCGUAAUCAGGAUUAUUUGUAGAAUAAUAUUUAAGAAAAGAAGGUAGCCACCUUCGAAAGGAACAAACGAUCGAUCAUUUUGAGAUGCGGUUUAAUCGCGGCUUGGUAACUAGUGUCGCUGCUUGCUUAACAGUUUUCUUCAUCAUUUUAAAUUUAAAAUCAACUAUAGAGACUGUAAACAAUUCAGGGAUAAAUAUAAAAGAGCCAUACGUUGGGGAACGUAAUAUCCACAAGGAUCAGACGUAUCGAUAUGUUACCCCCUCUCUCGCGGAAUUAGCUGCUCGUGGAGCUUUGCCGAAAAUGAAUAAACAUAUUUUAAUGCUGACUCGUGUACCCGACGCAGGAGCCGAACUGUUUGUCCUGUUGCUACAACGUUUGCAGGGUUACAAUGCAUUUAAGCAUAUACGAUUACCACCCGGUGAUCACGGGCUUCUAUCAACUUUGCAAGAGGAACUUUUAGUAGAAGAAAUUACUAAUAUCAUAAGGCAGGAAGCGAUUCCUUUAAGUUUCGACGGGGAUGUUAGAUUCUUAAACUUUUCAAAGUUCGGGCGAGUGUCUCCGUCAUUUAUUUCUUUAGUAAGGAAUCCUAUAGGAGUACAAAAUUUUCUGAGAUAUCACGAGAGACGAAGAAAUAUGGUGGAAAGUAGAGCCAUACCCAUAUUUUGUGGCCAAGAUCCUCGAUGCUCAGAAAUAAAUAAUAAAUGGGCGUUACAACGGGCCAAAGCGAAUGUCGUUGAAUGGUAUCCUGUUGUCGGAAUAUUGGAGUACAUGGAACAAUCGAUAGACGUACUGGAAUACAAAUUUCCAUAUUUCUUUCGAGGUGCUAAGCAUAGUUACAAAAAAAUUCAAUCAAAAAAUAAACAUUUUCCCGAUCCCACAUUUAUGUUAAAUUCGCAAGAAGGCUAUAAUAUUUUGUCUAAACUCUUUGAGGAUGAAAUAGAGUUUUAUCAAUGGUUGAAAUUACGACUUUUAAACGAAACAAUGAAGAAGAAACGGUGAUGGGAGCCAAUAUUCGUCAAGAAAGGAAAUUUUCUCACGUUUGUUUCGAAGAUAGAUACCAAAGAUAAUUAAUAUUAAAAAAAAAAAAAAUUUCCUUACAAAAAGGAAUAUAACAAGGUGAAUGAAUUAUUUCUUUCUCUUUUCUAUCUUUUUAUUCGAAUAUUAUGAAAUUAUAAAUCUUCUA
Apis laboriosa (Himalayan honeybee) is the source of this 3274-nucleotide messenger RNA. Its product is annotated as uronyl 2-sulfotransferase-like. Gene Ontology annotation, cellular component: membrane. Gene Ontology annotation, molecular function: sulfotransferase activity. The transcript has 12 exons. Bases 2176 to 3090 code for a protein of 304 amino acids. The record is from RefSeq and is a predicted model, not a curated record. NCBI's taxonomy places the organism in Eukaryota, Metazoa, Arthropoda, Insecta, Hymenoptera, Apidae.